Messenger RNA from Rasamsonia emersonii CBS 393.64, 375 nucleotides. RefSeq lists its product as uncharacterized. The record is from RefSeq and is a predicted model, not a curated record. The transcript has a single exon. The annotation marks the transcript as partial. NCBI's taxonomy places the organism in Eukaryota, Fungi, Ascomycota, Eurotiomycetes, Eurotiales, Trichocomaceae.
GCCCGUCCCGGCGAGGGAGUGAGAGAUGGGCCCCUCACAAUAUACAGAAUGCUCGCGUCUGAUUUGCGAUCUGCUUCACGCGCGGUAUGGCUACCCCAGCUCCAGAAGAGCGGUACUCCACCCAGGGCAGGCAAUCCUUCAGUGUUGCAUGGCGGCACCUAUCGCAACCGCGAUUGCCAGCGCAUGGUAGGUGCUGACAACUGCGCACGCACGCCCUAUCCGGGCACGUUUCCCACCAUCGCGGCUUCCACAGUCACUGACGGACAGGAAAAUUUUUCUCCUGCAAUCAUCAGCCCAGGGACGGUCCUCCUAUUAAACCCUGCUCUCUCCUGGCCAUCAGCGGGAUUUUCCAGUUCACUGCCCCUUCACCACUGA